This is a messenger RNA of Caenorhabditis remanei, 726 nucleotides long. RefSeq lists its product as uncharacterized. Bases 1 to 726 code for a protein of 241 amino acids. The record is from RefSeq and is a predicted model, not a curated record. The transcript is spliced from 4 exons. NCBI's taxonomy places the organism in Eukaryota, Metazoa, Nematoda, Chromadorea, Rhabditida, Rhabditidae.
AUGAUAACCGAACCUCUGCUGCUCUGUGCGAUUUCAUUGGCAAUCGGUGUUCUCGUCGUAUCUGCUGAUUACACAAUCUUACCGUUAUCAAAAGAAGAUUGCGAUAAAUUUGUGAAGAAUCUCAAUGAUAAAAGACGAGAGAUGGUCAAACGAAUGAAUAUUUCGGAUGCGUAUGAAUUGACGUGGAGUCCGGAGCUCGCUAAAGAAGAUGGCGAAGCGGCAGGAAUAACUAUGCUUGACAACGAAAAUAGAGCCUAUUAUGGAGGAAAUUCUUUUGACGAAUUAUCUCAAGAAUUUGGAGUCCAGUUGAAAGGAGAUGGAGGUGAAUCGUAUGACAACAUGCAAAGCCUUUUAUCUCCAAUUCAUAGAACAAUUGGUUGCUCGGGAUAUGGGGAUACAACCUACUUUUACGUUAGUUGCUCGCUUGCACCAGGAGCUGUCCAUGAUGUCCCUGACGAGUCUCUCGAAACUCCGUAUUUUUUCCAAGGUUUCAAAGGAGUUCCCGGAUCAAAAUGUGCCGCUGGUUAUGAAAAUAAUGAUGGAUUGUGUGCACUGAUUGGCUCGUUCACUACGAAGAAACCACUCACUAAACCUCCGGUAAAACCAUCUACUGAAGCUAAAGACAAGGAUUCUGUUGGCGUGACUGAUGUGACCUCUGGAUCGUCUUCUAUUUCUAUCAUCGUCGUCUUUUUGCUCUUUUUCGUCUCUUUCUCUUAUUGGUUUUGA